CUCCACCCCCCUCGUUAAUUCCCCCCUUCCUUUUUAAACCCCCUCUCCCCCUCGUUAACCAAAUCAUAGCAUUACAUUUCUUUUCUUUUUCUGGAAACAAAACUCUCUCUACUCUUUUUUUCUUAUUAUGGGUGCUCUUCGGAAAUUUGAGCCUAUCAAAAAAUGUGACACCGCCAAUAGGUCGAAUCAGACCGUGGCAUCGGACCUCGAUGGCACGCUGCUCGUGUCGCGAAGCGCGUUCCCGUACUACAUGCUGCUAGCUUUAGAAGCUGGCAGCAUUUUUCGUGCCUUGUUGUUGCUGAUAUCGGUUCCUUUGGUAUAUUCCAUCUACUUGUUUGUUUCCGAGGAACUGGCGAUCAAGACACUGAUAUUUAUCUCUGUUUCGGGGAUUAAAAUCCGCGAUAUAGAGCUGGUGUCACGAUCCGUGUUGCCCAAGUUCUAUGCGGAGGAUGUGCAUCCGGAUACGUGGAGGGUGUUCAACGCGUGUGGGAAGAGGUAUGUGAUUACAGCGAGUCCUAGAGUGAUGGUCGAGCAUUUCGCUAAGAGUUUUCUUGGGGCGGAUAAGGUUAUUGGCACGGAAUUACAAGUUUCUAAAUCGGGACGAGCUACUGGAUUUGUGAAACAGCCCGGUGUUCUUGUCGGAGAUCAUAAAAAGGCGGCGGUUGUUAAAGAAUUCAGCAACAAUUUACCGGAUUUGGGACUCGGGGAUCGGGAAUCGGACCAUCAGUUCAUGUCCCUCUGCAAGGAGGGAUACAUGGUGCCAAAAUCAAACUGCGAGCCAUUGCCAAGAAACAAGCUUUUAAGUCCAAUAAUCUUUCAUGAGGGGCGUUUGGUUCAAAGACCUACCCCUCUGGUUGCACUACUGACAUUUUUGUGGAUGCCGAUAGGAAUUAUUUUGUCUAUUCUCCGAGUUUAUCUCAAUAUUCCCUUGCCUGAAAAAAUCGUCCGAUACAACUAUAAAAUCCUCGGAAUCAACCUGAUUGUAAAAGGCACCCCUCCUCCGCCUCCCAAACAAGGCCAUAGCGGUGUCCUCUUCGUGUGCAACCACCGGACUGUGUUGGACCCCGUGGUCACAGCAGUCGCACUGGGACGCAAAAUAAGUUGCGUGACAUACAGCAUAAGUAAAUUCUCGGAAAUGAUUUCUCCGAUCAAAGCAGUUGCAUUGUCACGAGAACGCGACAAAGACGCUGCAAACAUCAAAAAAUUGCUGGAGGAAGGCGAUUUAGUUAUUUGCCCCGAAGGAACCACCUGCAGAGAACCGUUUUUACUGCGAUUCAGUGCCUUAUUUGCCGAAUUGACAGACCGAAUCGUGCCCGUGGCAAUCAACACCAAGCAGAGUGUGUUUUAUGGCACGACCGCGAGAGGUCACAAGUUUCUGGACCCUUAUUUCGCAUUCAUGAACCCGAGGCCAACGUACGAGAUCACGUUCCUGAAUCAGCUGCCUCCGGAGCUGACAGUGAAAGCCGGGAAGUCUCCUAUCGAAGUUGCAAAUUACAUUCAGAAAGUGCUGGCCGGGACACUGGGAUUCGAAUGCACUAAUUUGACGAGGAAAGACAAGUAUGCCAUGAUGGCUGGAACUGAUGGCAUUGUUCGAGCCAACUCCAAGAAAGGAGAUUAAUUGAUUGCGUUGAUAUUAUCAUCAUAAAUUAUCUGUAUUGUUCUUUACCAUAAAUUAUUUUAAUCCGUUUUUUUGUAAAAUGAAAAUAACAGAUUUCAUUAAGAAUCAAA
Molecule: messenger RNA, 1728 nt
Organism: Daucus carota subsp. sativus
Lineage: Eukaryota; Viridiplantae; Streptophyta; Magnoliopsida; Apiales; Apiaceae
Product: glycerol-3-phosphate 2-O-acyltransferase 6
Exons: 2
Coding region: 128-1618 (496 amino acids)
Biological process (GO): cutin biosynthetic process
Cellular component (GO): membrane
Molecular function (GO): phosphatase activity; glycerol-3-phosphate 2-O-acyltransferase activity
Source: RefSeq, a predicted model, not a curated record